This is a messenger RNA of Etheostoma cragini (Arkansas darter), 4324 nucleotides long. RefSeq names its product interleukin-1 receptor accessory protein-like 1. The record is from RefSeq and is a predicted model, not a curated record. Bases 478 to 2643 code for a protein of 721 amino acids. Gene Ontology annotation, molecular function: interleukin-1 receptor activity. Gene Ontology annotation, biological process: signal transduction; negative regulation of exocytosis. Lineage: Eukaryota; Metazoa; Chordata; Actinopteri; Perciformes; Percidae. The transcript is spliced from 12 exons.
GUCUUUUUCUGAACAUCACUUUGGAAAUUUGCGCUCGUGUAGUCCUGCUUUAAGCGGUGCUCACCUGCCGGGGCUGCGUGGCUGUCCGCGGCUUAGUAACUGAUUUAAUAGGAUAAUCAGACUUAUUUCCUCCUCUGAUUUUGCCUUCAUUGAUUCUGUCGACCAUUCCCCUAAUCACUGUCAUGAUUGUCUUCAUUUUCUUUUCUCUUGCUCUUUCAAAGUGACCGGCUGCAGGUGUUUUUAUGCUGUUUUUAUUGCGCCAGUCCAAGCUGGCAAUAUGUAAUUUUGGGAUAGCCGCAGCGUUUUUGGAGAAGUGGACUAUUUCACAGCUGCGAUUCCUUUUUUUCUUUUAAAUCGUUGAAGGCUUUACUCUGUAGACCAGAACAGAUCGUGAUACACCGUGAUGGUGUGGGGCUAUCAGAACUGACAGCACAGUGUACGCUAUCAUUUGGAAACUGCUUGUGGGACUGGUAAAAAAUGAAAGCUCCCAUUCCUCUUUUGAUUCUGCUUCAUGCCAUCGUGGUCCAUUGCCUGAAAGUGGUGUCGAAGAGAGGCUCAGUGGAAGGCUGCACGGAUUGGUCAGUGGACUACCUGAAAUAUAAGGUGCUUCUUGGGGAACCUGUACGGAUUAAGUGUGCUUUGUUCUAUGGAUAUAUCCGGGCCAACUACACCCAUGCGCAGAGCGCAGGACUUAGCCUUAUGUGGUACAAAAGUGCAGGACAUGGUGACUUCGAGGAACCCAUCAGUUUUGACGGCACACGGAUGAGCAAGGAGGAGGAUGCCAUAUGGUUUCGACCGGCAGAGUUGGAAGAUGUGGGGUACUAUUCCUGUGUAUUAAGGAACUCCACUUACUGCAUGAAGGUGUCCAUGUCUCUAACAGUGGCGGAGAAUGACACAGACCUCUGCUACAACUCCAAAAUGAGGUUCUUUGAGAAGGCAGAACUAAGCAAAAGCAAAGACAUCAGCUGCACGGGCAUUGAGGAUUAUCUGCAGCCAGGAGUGGAGCCUGAGAUUGUGUGGUACAAGGAAUGCAAGCCUAAGCAGUGGAGACAAACCAUAGAAAGAAGGAGGGACACUCUAUCCAUCAAGGAAGUACGGGAAGAUGACAUUGGGAAUUACACCUGCGAAUUACAGUUUGGGAACUUUGUGGUACGGAGGACGACUGAGCUAUCCGUCACAGCUCCCCUGACAGACAAGCCGCCAAAAAUCCUUUCCCCCUCGGAGAGCCAAAUGAGCGUCAUAGAGAUGGCAAUAGGAAGUCCCGUCAACCUGACGUGCAGAGCAUUCUUUGGAUACAGCGGAGAUGUCAGUCCACUUAUUUACUGGAUGAAGGGGGAGAAGUUCAUUGAGGAUCUGGAUGAGGAGCGGGUUCAGGAGAGUGAUAUCAAGACAAUCCGGGAACACCUGGGGGAGCAAGAGGUUUCCAUCUCUCUGACCAUUGGCUCUCUGGAGGAGAGCGACCUUGGCAACUACUCCUGCUACGUAGAGAACGGCAACGGGCGACGACAGGCCAACAUCCAGCUCACCAAGAAAGCAGAGCUGAUGUACACGGUGGAGCUGGCCGGAGGUCUGGGAGCCAUCCUGAUGCUCCUGAUCUGUCUGGUGACGCUGUACAAAUGCUACAGGAUUGAGCUCAUGCUCUUCUACAGGAACCACUUCGGCAGUGAGGAUAUAGAUGGAGAUAACAAGGACUACGACGCUUACCUGUCCUACACUAAAGUGGACCCGGACCAGUGGAGCCAGGAGACUCGAGAGGAGGAGCGCUUUGCCCUGGAGAUCCUCCCCGACGUUCUGGAGAAGCAUUAUGGGUAUAAACUCUUCAUUCCAGACAGGGACUUGAUCCCCACAGGAAGUUUCACCAAUGAUCAUUUCCAGGAUGACACAAGACUACUUAGAGCCUACAUCGAGGACGUAGCACGUUGUGUGGACCAGAGCAAGCGCCUCAUCAUCGUCAUGACACCCAGCUAUGUGGUGCGGAGGGGGUGGAGCAUCUUUGAGCUGGAGACGAGGCUGCGCAACAUGCUGGUGACCGGCGAGAUCAAAGUCAUCCUGAUCGAGUGCGCCGAGCUGCGCGGCAUCAUGAACUACCAGGAAGUGGAGGCCCUCAAACACACCAUCAAGAUGCUGACAGUCAUCAAGUGGCGCGGGCCGUCCAGCAACAAGCUCAACUCCAAGUUCUGGAAGCAGCUGCUCUAUGAGAUGCCCUUUAAACGCAUGGAGCCCCUGAGCAUCUCUCACGAGCAGGUGCUGGACGUCAGCGAGCAAGGCCCCUUCGGUGAGCUCCAGACCGUCUCGGCCAUCUCCAUGGCGGCAGCCACCUCCACCGCCAUGGCGACGGCACACCCGGACUUGCGCUCCACCUUCCACAACUCUUGCCACACCCAGAUGAGGCAGAAACAUUAUUACCGUAGCUAUGACUACGAGCUACCGCCCGGCGGUACGCUCCCACCGCUCCCACCGCUCACCACGCUCUCCACGCUGGGCAGCCAGCACACCUACUGCAACAUCCCCAUGACGCUCAUCAACGGACAGCGGCCGCAGUCCAAGUCGCCGCGCCAGCAAAGUCUGGAGGAGGCCCACGGCAACAACGCCAUGCUGCCUCUGCUGCCCAGAGAGACCAGUAUAUCCAGCGUCAUAUGGUGACAUAGACCGAGAGCGGGAUAAACUGUGGAUCUAUAUGAUGUCCGUCACAGGGAGGACCCACCACUGGCACUUGGACCCUGAACGCACCGGAGCCAGAUGGACCUGAAUGGCACUGAAGUACUUGCUGCUGUUGAAUUUGCACCAGGAAACAUCAGGGGGAGGACAGGAACACAUUGGGGAUGGAGGUGGUGGCAGAUGUUUUUGUUUUGGUCCAAUAAGAGCUUUUAUUGACACUGAACAACAACAAAAAGAAACAAGGCGAACUUUUUUAUGCCUGUAUAAACACUCACGUAACACAAGCCAACACCUAUGAUCAUUUACCCAGAAAGUCAAGGAAUACAGGGUCCUGUACAUAAGGUUUUUCUAAUUCUUUGUAGCAUCAGUGUUUGGGACUUGUUUCUUCUUAGGUUUUAUCAUCAGUUGGGACUCUUUAUUUGAAUUGUUUUGUUUCAGUUUGUACAAAAGUGAAGCAAUGGCCUGUGAGAUGUUUUGGAUAAUCCGUUGUUAUCUUUAUCUUAAUUUGUUGGCUGGUGUAGUAGUGAAGCUUUGGGAUUUUUUGUUUUUUUAAGCCGCAGCCUUCGGGGGAUGAGAAUGAUUUGGUUUUGGUUUUCCAGGAGUUUCAGCUCCAUCGGCUGCUGUAAAGGGUUGAGAAUCUGGACUCAACCUGAAUAUGCAAAAUAUGGAGUCCAGAGAGCAGGGAAAAGAAGGGUUUCACACAUUGAUCAUAUGAAUGGUUUGGAAGAGAAAUGGGAUAUGAAUAAUUUGGUGCUAGGCUUCACAAAUCUCUGUUUCUCUCACGAUAACAUUUACUUAAAAAAAAAAAAAAAACAGCCUUGCUAUUUACCUUAACAGAUGAUUAUAUCACCGAAAAAUUAAUUAUGUGUAUUAUUUUAUGAAAAAAGAAAAAGUCUAUUUUUGUAACUAAGGGAUAUGUGCUUUGAGAUAUUAUACCUAUACAAAUUUUGGGGAAACAUAAUAAAAAAGAACGAAGUGUUGUUAUGUGGAACUGCACAGCUCACACAAAUCAAUAGGUCAGUCACUAAAUGUCUUACCCUGAUAUUGCAAGAGAAAAGUGUUUGUGUUUUCAUCAUUAAAAAGAGGAGUUUUGACAUCUCAUAGAAACCACGGAUUGCAGCUCAGCAGGCUUUUUAUGUUUGUUGAUUUCACAGGCAUCGCAGCGAUUCACAGCUGAUUUAACAAGGACGGAGCGACGCUUUUCAUGAUGUCAGUACAGACGGAGGAGAGGAAAGCCAUGGAAUCCAGUGUUACCUGAAGCAUUUCUUCUACCUGGCUUCCUCUGACGGACCAACCAAGGCCGUCCAGGGCUAAUAUCUCUGUUAUUCAUUUCCUCUUAAACGACAGCUCUGUCUCUCUAUUUGUUUGCCAUUCCCCUCGUCAGCAGAAAUGAUUUGUCACCUGAGUUGUGCUCUUAGAUGAAUAACGUAGGGCUUUCACAUCUCGGCUCUGCUGCUUGGCACUGCUGUUGGGACGGGAAUAUAGGAAUAUACUGACCACAAUGAGCCUCAAACACCUUUAAACACUCUCUGACUCGAUGAUAAAGUCAUUCAUGUUUAGUUAUUAAUAUAAAAAAUUAACAUUUUAAAGGAUGUAAUCAUCAUGGGGCGUAUUCUCCUCAAAACCAAUAGCCUUUUAGAAAGAAACCCAGCCAAAUAAGAUGUAA